Molecule: messenger RNA, 2588 nt
Organism: Ctenocephalides felis (cat flea)
Lineage: Eukaryota; Metazoa; Arthropoda; Insecta; Siphonaptera; Pulicidae
Product: protein EFR3 homolog cmp44E-like
Biological process (GO): protein localization to plasma membrane
Cellular component (GO): plasma membrane
Source: RefSeq, a predicted model, not a curated record
AUGAUUGGUUGUUGUGUCUGUUGUUCGGCAUUAUUGCCUAGAUACAAAAGAUUAGUCGAUAACAUAUUUCCAGUGGAUCCCGAUGAAGGUUUAGUAAAAGCCAAUAUGGACAAAUUGAUAUUUUAUUCUCUAUCAUCUCCAGAAAAAUUGGACAGAAUCGGAGACUAUCUGUACCAAAAAGCUAGCAGGGACAUAAAUCGCAGAAGGUAUGGUUUUGUUAUUAUUGCCAUGGAUGCUAUGGAUCGUCUCCUAAAAGCUUCACAUGCCAAAACAUUAAAUGUAUUUGGCCACAGUUUUUUAAAAAUGAUUCAAAGACUCUUAGAAUCCUCAGAACCCCAGCUACAAAUCCUAGCUACUCACUCGUUUGUUCAUUUUGCUAACAUUGAAGAAGACACUCCUUCUUAUCAUCGAAGUUACGACUUCUUUGUAUCCAAAUUUUCUUCGAUGUGUCACAGCAGUCAUAAAGAUACCGAUACAAGAAACCAGUUGCGUUUGGCUGGUGUUCAAGGUUUGCAGGGUGUUGUAAGGAAAACUGUCUCGGAUGAUCUUGUUGAAAACAUUUGGAACAAACAGCACAUGGAUAAAAUUGUACCAUCAUUACUAUUCAAUUUACAAAAUUGUCAAACAUGCGAGACUGAUGUAUGUAUAGACUCUAGAAACCAGGAAGUGUUACCUCCGGUUUUAGCUGAAGAAUGUUUACGGGAAGUUGUUGGUCGUGCUUCAUUCGGACAUAUACAUUGUGUACUUAAACCUGUUUUGAGGCAUCUCGAUAGUCAUCAAUUGUGGGUACCAAAUACUUUUGCUAUACGAACUUUCAGGACUAUAAUGUCUGCUAUACAAGUACAAUAUUCAUACACAGUUGUUGAAGCAUUGAUGACCCAUUUAGAUGAAAAUUCUGAAUCUAAUCCUAAAAUUCGCACAAGUAUUGCUGAUGUUUUAUCUAAAAUUAUAGCUAUAGCCGCAGGCGAGAGUGUAGGACCUUCAGUGUUGGAGAUAAUUAAUUCUUUAAUGUCUAAUUUAAAAAAGAGUGUGUCAAGGAAUGUUGAACCGACAGUAGUAGAGAAUCAGUAUCAGGAGAGUCUUAUAAAUGCUCUUGGAGAAUUUGCUAAUCAUCUACCUGAUUAUCAGAAAAUUGAAAUUAUGAUGUUUAUUAUGAAUAAAGUUCCGUAUCCUUGCAGGGACUUGCAAAAGUCUGAUGUUCUUUUACAAAGUAUAUUGUUAAAAUCUUUGUUGAAGGUUGCUACAAAGUAUCGCAGUGUACAUCUUGAUAAAACAUUCCAAUUGUCGUUUUUGGAGCCUUUGUUGAAAAUGGCGUGUGCUCCAGAUGCUAAAAUGAGGGUUUUGGUACAAAAUAUUUUCCAUACUUUGUUAGACAGACAUAAAAAUGGUUUGAAAUUAUCUGAACCGAGUAUUGAUAUUACUACAAAGGAUUUGAACUUGGAGCAGUCUUCACGUUCUGAUAUAAUAUUUAUUAACAAACACGGUUCUGCAAUUUACAGUAGUUUAUAUAACUCGCUUCAGUUGGACGAUACUGAUAUAGAAAACGUGAAGGCUGUGUAUACAACACUUGCUUUAAUUUGUAUUGAACUGGCUUCAAACGAGACUAUAGUAGAUUAUUUACAACUCAUACUUAGCAUUCAGCAAAUGGCUAUAGCAAAUCCACAAUUAACUCCUGCUCAACGAUACCACAUAACAUCUUUGACAAUCGCUGUUUUCAACAUGGUACCACAAGUACUAUCAGUAUCACCCUUACGUGAAUACUCCGAAAAAAUCAUUGAAGCACGAAGAACAGAAGCACCUUACUUACUACCACCGCUUUUAAGCCACUACGAUAGUUCCCAAACAAGACCUUUAUCCAGCUUGCAGCAUCUCAUGAUCGAUCAAAACACUUUAAUCGAAGGCUUGAAAUUGGUUGGUGUCGAUGGAUCUUCAUUAAAACAACUAGCUCACUUUGCACAUUGCCCGAUAACUAUGAACAUGGGUCACAGACAUAGUUGGGUCGAGGCUGGCACUUCUUUAGGAAGUGCUACGGAUUUGAGCUCUUUAAACAACGAUGUGGAUAGCGCAGCAAGUUCACCAGGAUUAUCCAGGAAAAUUAACACCGAAGAAUAUUCUUUUGAUGUCAUGAAACGAGCAGUAAAUGAACAAACUGAGUCUGAACAAUUACUGCAAGAGGAACAAUAUAAACGACUUGCCAAAGCGUUUAGAAGAACAUUUGAUGAAUUGUUGACCCGAACAAAGCCACAGCAUGAACUCUUACGUAACAAACUGAACGACAUAUUCAGUUCAUUAAAAUUUUCCAAAAACUUACGUGGUGUUAAUGCUUUACCAUCAAACGAGACUUUAGCAAUGGAGCCUACGUAUGAAACACACUUUCCCGAAUUAUUUAUCCAUUAAUUGUUUAGUGAAUUUCCUAGUCAAAGGACCAAAUAUUAAUACACAAUAAGAUGUAUUUGAAUUUUUGUCAUGACUUAGAUGAAAAUGCUUAUUUUCAAAUCGUACUAUGAGAUUAGAUUCCAUGUUGUGUAAAUCUUAUUGAAAAAUGAGAAUAGUUUUUUAAGAAUAGUAUUUAUGAUAGACUCAAUAAA